Messenger RNA from Dracunculus medinensis (Guinea worm), 507 nucleotides. NCBI's taxonomy places the organism in Eukaryota, Metazoa, Nematoda, Chromadorea, Rhabditida, Dracunculidae. The record is from the annotation of a GenBank genome assembly.
GGCGGACCUGGACCUGGCCAUGUGUCACCAAUGGCAGUUAUGGUGGUACCAAAUAGAAUCGACUAUAGUAUGACGAAAGGCGGUCUUCGUAUGUGGGUUGUCCUUCUAGUAUUCUUUUUUCUAUGUUCCAGUUUAUACACGAUUUUUUCGGCUCAAGAAUUGGCAGAAUUACCAUUGAGCAUAGAAGAUGACGAAAAUAUUGAUUAUGAUGGUGAAAUUGAGGAUAACGGCGAUGAGAUGGCAAAUCAUAACCGGCGAUUCGAGAAAGAUACUACGCCAUCUAAAGCGAAUGUCAUUUAUUCAAAAGUUAGCGAUGAAAUCCGAAGAUUCCAUCAAGGAAUUAAUGAUGAUGCUGGUGAUUUUCUUUGUCUCGUAAUAAGAGAGUUUUUUGAAGGAAACGGCAUGGUAUGUUGCUUCAACGGCAUGGAAAAUUUAGAUUCAUGUGUUACGAUGGGAAGGACUUUGUCAUUAAAAGUGAAGGCCUUGGUGGUGUUAGUCCCAAAGUGA